ACUGAAAUUCGCACAGUUUGAUAGGUACCAUCAUGCCCAGAAAACGCUCGAGCUGUACGAUCUUCUGUCUGGAGGUGUCCAAGUUCUUUAAGAAGCAACGCAAAUACAAGGGCACCGUUAUAACGGCUAUGGUGAUGCCGGUUUUAUUCUCUCUAUUUAUUAUCAUGAUACGAUAUUCCCCCAAAAUCGAUGCUGCGGAAUUAAGCUCGAGCGAAACGAUCCAAUACGAGGUCUGGUGGAAGGCGCUUAUCGAUAAAAUAAAGGAACGUCGCGAGCGUAUGAUCAGAGAGGAUAAAACCUUUAAGAGCAACGUAUUUGUGCCGCACAUUGCUGUCGGCUAUGCACCAAACACAACGGCUGGCAUCCGUCAACUGGUGGAGGUGGCCCUGACCGGCAUAUCCCUGAAACGGGAUGAGAUCUAUGGAUUUGCUGAUUGCGAUGAGAUGCGCAUUCGCUUGGAAAUGCAAAAUUAUAUUGCCAGCUUGUGCUUUCACGAUGUGGACGAAUCGCAUCAUGGUCUGCCCGGCAAGCUACGCUUUUCGAUAUUGAUGCCAGCGGAGUUGAGAUUUUAUGAUAACACUUGGAUAGGUGAUUCGUGGCAUAUUAAGGGGACGCUCGAUACGCACAGCUCGCGAAAGUCAAAUACUAGUAACAUAAAAAAGGCAUCCAAAUAUGUACGCGAGGGCUUCAUAUCUUUGCAGCAUUCCGUAUCGUUUCAGUAUCUGCUGAUGGCAUCCGGUAACGCUGCGUUGCCAAAAGUUAUCUUACGCCCCUUCAACCUAAAUAAUACUGUGCACGAGCUAAUAGCCGAGGGCGUUGACUCGGCUGUAUUAGUGCUGCUAAUUGGAUUCAUGUUUCCCGUCGUCAUUUUAACAAAGGUUCGUACUAUCGUUUAUUUGU
This is a messenger RNA of Drosophila navojoa, 900 nucleotides long. Its product is annotated as ATP-binding cassette sub-family A member 17. Gene Ontology annotation, biological process: transmembrane transport; lipid transport. Gene Ontology annotation, molecular function: lipid carrier activity; ATP hydrolysis activity; ATP binding. Gene Ontology annotation, cellular component: intracellular membrane-bounded organelle; membrane. The record is from RefSeq and is a predicted model, not a curated record. Lineage: Eukaryota; Metazoa; Arthropoda; Insecta; Diptera; Drosophilidae.